AUGGUUUCGAAAACCACGCGAGUUUCUACUGCAGCAGCAAAAAAGGCAGCUGUACGCAUGCUUGCGGCCGAAGAGAAAUCUUAUUACCCCGUAGCAGCAGGUGAUUCGUUGCCUGCUGCUGUAAAAAGUCCACGAGGUGUGUCACCACGGUUGACAGCUACAUCCACUGCGUCUGCAGCAGGUACCACGAGUCGUAACCAAGAUGAGACUGAAAUAGAGCUCAUCUAUUCUGGCGAGUCGGAUGAGGCUUCCGACUCGAAGGCGACAUCUCGCGCCUACGGAUCAUCCGGGGCGGACACUGCAAGAGCCAGUUUGAUUGGAUCUGGGGAAAGUAGCGGCAUAGUUUUCGAAAUCUUCCGACUAAGUGAUUGUUCUGACGUAUCCUCGUCUCACGCAGAUCUAUUUGACGAUAGGACGCGUGGGGAUGUUGGUGAUGCACCUAUACAUCACCACGAGCGAAGUAACGCGAGUGAUCGGGGUGCCACUGGUGUCAGCGCUCGAGCGCUGACACCAACUAAGAGGCAAGAGACCGAAAUGUCCUGCGCCACGCUCCUCAAGUUGAGUCUCCGUGGAUGCCGUCAUCCAGAGAGUUGA
Molecule: messenger RNA, 594 nt
Organism: Peronospora matthiolae
Lineage: Eukaryota; Oomycota; Peronosporomycetes; Peronosporales; Peronosporaceae
Source: the annotation of a GenBank genome assembly